UCUUCGUCAAACGUAACGUAGCACUUUUUAUUGUAUGUAAAUAAAAACUUAACGCUUAAUAAAAAAUUAAAGAAGAAAUGUCGUCAAUUGUACAGAAGUGUAACGACGAUAACAUUCCAUUAGCUGAUGAUGAUCCGCAAGUGAUUAUAACAGACGACAUAGAGAACAAUCAUUUAGAUCAUGGUCGUUCAAUGGACUCGUUGCCUAGUUCGUACACUGGUGGUUCUUCUAGCCCUGGCCUAAAUGGUCCGCAGAGUUUCGAACCCGACUCAGGGCUAGAUGAGCAGGAAGAGAAGGCCCGGUUGAUAUCGCAGGUGUUGGAGCUACAAAACACUUUAGAUGAUCUGUCACAGAGAGUGGACUCAGUGAAGGAAGAGAAUCUGAAACUGCGAUCAGAAAAUCAAGUGUUGGGGCAGUAUAUUGAAAAUCUCAUGUCAGCAUCAUCAGUUUUCCAAUCCACCACCCCUAAUAUUCACAAGAAGUAAAUCAUGGAGCUUAAAAUCUAUGUGCACUUAAAAAAAGUGCCAACUUAUUAUUGGUGGCACAUUAAAAUAUAGCACCAAUAAAAUUUUUAUAAAUAGUUUAAAUUAAGAAAAAAAAACAGAUGCAUACAAAAUUUGUAUGGCUUGCAUUAUCUUCUUAUGGAAACAUAAGAAAACCAUGUUGGCUAAUAGAUUGAAAAUAUUAUAUGUUUCUUAUCUUGUCACAAAUUUUGUGCUUUGAAUGUUGUAAUAUUUAACACUUGCUUUUCUAGAAAUAUCAAGUAAUCUGGUGGGAAAAGAUUAACAUUAACACAGGUUACUAGGUAUACACUUAUUUAAAAAAACUUCAUGUUGAUAUAUAUUAGGUAAGCUAACAAAAUUCUUGUGGUAUUCAAAUUAUGAAUUAGGACGAAAAACUCACAUCUACUAUAGGAUCUACUUUUAAGCUUACAGCAUGCAUUAAAUGUGUUGUAAAUUAGAGUUAUGAUAAACAUUUUUAAUGCAAGGUUUAACAUGGAUUUGAUAUAAAGGCUAAAUGAUGCUAUGUUGUAGUGUUCUCAAAAAUGAACUCAAUGGAUCAAUUAUGUUUUACAUAUGAUUUGUGUAUUUUACGGUAAAAAAAAUCAUUAAAUUAUAGCUGUCUAUUUAAUUUGUUUAAUAAAUAAACCAGUAUUUAAAUGCAACUAACAUUAUGCAUUUACAAAUUUCAUAUUUAUAUUAUCCACAUUUUUUUUAAUUGAGUUGUAAGGACAUAUUUGUAUUUAAUUGUUAUGCUUAUAAAGUUAUAAACAUCA
This is a messenger RNA of Leguminivora glycinivorella, 1276 nucleotides long. RefSeq names its product short coiled-coil protein homolog. Bases 78 to 485 code for a protein of 135 amino acids. Gene Ontology annotation, cellular component: trans-Golgi network. The transcript is spliced from 2 exons. Lineage: Eukaryota; Metazoa; Arthropoda; Insecta; Lepidoptera; Tortricidae. The record is from RefSeq and is a predicted model, not a curated record.